Messenger RNA from Polyodon spathula (Mississippi paddlefish), 1050 nucleotides. Its product is annotated as B-cell antigen receptor complex-associated protein alpha chain-like. Bases 300 to 971 code for a protein of 223 amino acids. Gene Ontology annotation, biological process: B cell differentiation; B cell receptor signaling pathway. The record is from RefSeq and is a predicted model, not a curated record. The transcript is spliced from 5 exons. Gene Ontology annotation, cellular component: B cell receptor complex; external side of plasma membrane. Lineage: Eukaryota; Metazoa; Chordata; Actinopteri; Acipenseriformes; Polyodontidae.
ACACUAAACACAGACUUACAAAAAUAAAAAAAAAUCAACUCCAACAAUAGCGUUGCAGUAAUUGCGAUAAGAAACAUGGUUUCUGUCGUUUAGUGCUUUUUUUAAAAUUUAAGUUUAAAAUAACGUUCUGCUUUGGUAAGCGCCGGGCGGUGAGAUUCUGCGACUCGUUUGAAAAGAGAGGCGUAGAAAGUGUUUAUUUUCAGAAGUCAGUGAGAUGUGCUUCCUGUGAGAUAGCUCUCAAACGGGAUGUGAGAGUAGAAACGAGACCAGAUUGGGCUCGAAGCUGUUAGUGUUUAUAUAUGUUUGUGAAGAAGAAGAAAAAAAAACUGAUGUUCCUGGUCGGACUGGCGAAGACAGCAGUGGAGUUCAGCGGCGAGCCCCACUCCCACACCGCGGUCCUGGGCGAGACCGUCACACUGACCUGCUUCAUCCACCCGAAGGUCAGGAAGGAUGAUCUGGCGUGGGUGAAACUGUGGAAGCCGGCGAGGAACCACACCGAGACAGUCAAUGUGACAGAGAGCAAAAUGGUCUCCAUCAGACCAAAUGAUUCCUUCUGCAGCCUGGUGAUACGGGACCUGAAACACAGCGACAGCGGGCUGUACCAGUGCGUCCUGAGAGAAGGGGCAAGCCAGCAGUUCUCUCACGGGACCUACCUUCGGGUCAUCAGGCCCGCGCCCCCCAAGCUGUUGAACAUGAGCGAGGGGGCGAAGAACAAACUGAUCACAGCACAGGGAGUCUUACUGCUGCUGUGUGUCCUGCUGCCUGGGACUGUGCUGCUGUACCAGACAAAACAAAGGAAUAUGAGAAACUAUGAGAUGAAGUACAACAAGGAAGAGGAGGAGAAUAUCUAUGAGGGUUUGAACCCGGAGGAUUUAUCCUUGUAUCAUGAUCUGACCCAUACCACAGUGCGGAGCCCCUACCAGGACGUGGGAAGCCUGCAGAGCUACGACACCUCGCUGGAGAAACCAUGAGCCAACCAGAACACAGAACAGCGAAACACAGAACACACACACCGGAACCAGAACACAGAACACACACACCUGAACUGGA